Messenger RNA from Fukomys damarensis (Damara mole-rat), 989 nucleotides. It is a transcript of the gene Areg, whose product is annotated as amphiregulin. The coding region runs from base 111 to 839 and encodes 242 amino acids. Gene Ontology annotation, biological process: positive regulation of cell population proliferation; epidermal growth factor receptor signaling pathway; positive regulation of mitotic nuclear division. The transcript has 6 exons. NCBI's taxonomy places the organism in Eukaryota, Metazoa, Chordata, Mammalia, Rodentia, Bathyergidae. The record is from RefSeq and is a predicted model, not a curated record.
CUCCCGUCCCGCAGCGCCUUAUAAAACGCAGGUGCCUGGUGGAGAGGCGACCAGCGCAGCCUCCUCUCAGACAGGGCACCAGGGACUAGGGGACCAGGGACCAGGGACCCAUGACACCCUCGUUGCUGCUAUCGCUGCUCGUCCUCGGCUCAGGACAUUAUGCUGCCGGGCUGGACCUCAAUGACACAGACUCUGGGAAAGGUGGGCCUUUGUUGCCCGGGGGCCACAGUGAUGGUGGCCUUGAGGUUAUGACAAACAGUGAGAUGCUCUCCCCUGCAAGUGCCACGCCUUCUUCCAGGGAACUGUCCUCAGGGGCGGAGGAGGACUACUCAGAAGAGGAUGACACAGAGCCGGGAACAUCGGGGUACAUCGUGGGUGACUCUGUCAGAGUUGAACAGGUAGUGAAACCCAAGAAAAACAAGACAGAAGGUGAAAAGACUUCAGAUAAACCCAAAAGAAAGAAAAAGGGAAGCAAAAAUGGAAAAAGUAGAAGAAACAAGAAAAAGAAAAAUCCUUGUGUUGCAGAGUUUCAAAACUUCUGCAUUCAUGGAGAAUGCAAAUACCUAGAGAACAUGGAUAGGGUAACCUGCCAAUGUGACCAGGAUUACUUUGGAGAACGGUGUGGGGAAAAAUCCAUGAAGACUCACAGGAUUGCUGGUCAUGACUUGUCAAAAAUCGCGUUGGUGGCCAUCGCUGCUUUCGUCUCUGCUGUGAGCCUUACAGCCGUCGCAGUGGUGAUCACAGUCCAGCUUCGGAAGCGGUACUUCAGGGAUUAUGAAGGAGAAGAAGAACGAAAGAAGCUGAGACAAGAAAAUGGCAACACACAUGGCAUGGCAUAACUGAGGAUGAUACAGGACAUCAGGUUGGAGUCGUUGCCCCAUCUCAGAGUAAAUGAUGAGCUGGUCUCCUUUCAUGAAGAAAAGGGAAACUUCUGGUGGUUUUGUCACUUUUUAUGCUAAGUCUUAUGUCUGUACAUAAACAGAUGCGCG